This is a messenger RNA of Phytomonas sp. Hart1, 1337 nucleotides long. NCBI's taxonomy places the organism in Eukaryota, Euglenozoa, Kinetoplastea, Trypanosomatida, Trypanosomatidae. The record is from the annotation of a GenBank genome assembly.
GACUCUUAGAGCAUGUUGCAACAUACGCGAAUUCUCGCCGCCUCACUGCGCUAUCGCCGGCCGUAUUGGAUGCUCUUCCUUAAGGGCGUGGAUAACUGGCGCAUUUACACCGUUAUUCAGCAGCCCGACCAUCAGCGCACGGAGAUGCUCUACCAGGCCUGGCUCGGCGGCCUGGAUCGCCCGUACGUGCGGCCGAAGUGCAUGGCCCAUCAGCCGCUGUGGCUCAGCAAGAAACGUCAUAUCUUGCAAAAGUCCAGGCUACAGGGGCCGGAGACGGCGAUGGAGAAGUACGUGUUGGAAUGGUAUAGACGCUUCCAUUCAUUUCAAGGGACAGAGCGGCCCACGGCGGAGGAUCUUCACAUCGCGUUCGAUCUCGUUGAGCGUCCGUUGGAUCUUAGCUAUGCAUGUCAGUUGCUGCAUCAGUGCCGUAAUAUCAACAACAUUCGUUUUGACCACAAUUCCUUUCUCAUUUUCCUUGAGGCAUGCCUACGUGUUGACCGGAAGGAUUGUGCUCAGUACGCCUUGGAAAAUGCGGAGGUUUUAGGGUUUUGGCACAUUCAUGACGACUGGCGCAAAUACCUUGACGGCGAGCAAUCGUGGUACCGUAUUUCCCCGCUAGACGGCUUGUAUUACCCAUUGAACGAAAAUAGUGAGCGGAAUGCCACACGCAUUCCACCAGCAGAUGUGCCCGGAAUGGAGUCCAGGAGUCUGACCAUAGAAGACGCGCUGCCGACUCAAACAGCGACGGAGGCCACUCCUGCACAAUCUACAUUACCAUCGGAAAGCAAAAUGGAGGAAGAGCCGGUGGACGACGAGAUCUUACGUCUACAGGCUGAGCUGGAGUCAUUGGAAAGCGAAAUAUCAGUGGAUAAUGAAGCUGAAAAAAUGCAAAAAGAGCCUAGUAACGAUGGCGGGAAGACUGACAAAGGAUAAAGGAUUUCAGAUACAAAUUGCGGUAUCUGUGAAGUCUCUGACGUUCUAAGGGUAAGUAGUUACACAUAAUAUGUACACAGGCCAUAUCUUAACAAGUUUCUAUGCCUGAUAAGCUAAAACUAUGUGGUUUCUUGAUUAUAUCCCUAACGUAGUGAUCAGACGGAGUGGCAUAGUACAUCAUACUAAAUGUAGGCUUCUUUGGAUCGAGGUGGAGAAGGCAAGGUGAUGAUAGUACACUUGGGUAAUGCCCUUCAAGACAAAUUAUCACGAAUUCUAAGGUUCUUUUCAGUGAAAAUACUCAAAAAGAAAGAAAGAAAGAAUUGACCCCACUACUCAGAUUUUUCUGACUAAUUUUGGAUCGAGGUUUUUAUACGUAAAUUUGUCUGCUUUUGGUGUGUGAUGUU